Messenger RNA from Kogia breviceps (pygmy sperm whale), 4842 nucleotides. The record is from RefSeq and is a predicted model, not a curated record. Lineage: Eukaryota; Metazoa; Chordata; Mammalia; Artiodactyla; Physeteridae.
CUGUCCUCUGCUUUUGCUUCAGUUUCUCCAAGUGCCUCCGAGGAGGGGUCAAGUGACACAAGCAUUCGUUUUCUUUUGCCUCCUUCAUUCCCAACUCACCAAACAAUUGCCAUUUCAGCAAGAUCAGAGUUCUCCUAGCUGCUGCUGGCCUCAGCCCCCAUCUCUCCAGCUUCUCCUCACCCACCUUUCCUGCUUCUUGAUGCGUUCGAGCUGCAGACCGAGGCUUAGCCGAAUCACCAGUAUAUGUGUUUGGUGAACCAGUCAAGGUGCCUCUUUGCCCGUCUGGGUACUACACAGGACUAGACCAGACAGGCACCUCCUGGAGUGUGUGGCACUUGGGAUCCAGGGGAUGCCUACUGGACAUUCCCUCUAGGGUGUUGUCCAAGGUCCCUCAUGUUCCAGGACCUGCCCCAGGCACUCCCAAGCAGACCUGGGUCAGUCUUAGGGCCAGACCAGUGCCUGCGCUCCUCGGGUGGUCCAUUGUUGCCAUUUAGGACCUCAGGCCCACUGUUGACAGGUCUUCCAGUUAUCAAGAGAAUUUUCUGUGAAAUGUCCUAAUUUUAAACAUUAGCAGCUAAUGCAGUCCUACCAGUUGCGGAUAGAACCUUCCCAUAGGAGACCUCUUCCGUCAGUCUUUCCUGGGCCACACCUCCUGAUGUGGAAGAGACUGUACCAUUCCCAAGAAACCUGUUCCCUUCGGUGCCUUGAGCUCCUUCCCAAGGGCCUCCAGAAUCACAGGAGCCGGUGCUGGACCUGCCUCCUGGACUAGGCUGUUCAGUGGAGGUUAGACACCAACCCCUCUGGAGAGACUGACCAGUGGUCAACCUUGAAGCCCAUGUAGAAAAGCAAUGCUUGGGCGACCGGUAUCUUUGGUUGCAGCAGCAUACCAUUGUGUCAGAUUUCCGUGCUUGUUCUGUGCUCUGUUUCUCCACAGAUCAUCUCAGCAGGUGGGUGGGUCCCUCUGUGCUCUGCUUUCCUGUACAGAGAAGGCACUUUCUACCACACUCAUGUCUCCAUGUCCCCCAAGGCAGAGCUCCCCAGGUCCCCCCUGGUAACCACACCUUGAACUCUCUGCUCCAGCUAGGUAUGGUCUUCUCGUGGGCACCCUGGAUGUGGUGCUGGACUCCAGUGCCCGGGUGGCCCCUUACCGCAUCCUGCACCAGACCCAGGACUCGCAGGUCUACUGGACAGUGGCGUGUGGUUCUUCCCGCAAAGAGAUCACAAAACACUGGGAAUGGCUGGAAAAUAACUUACUCCAGACACUGUCCAUCUUUGACAAUGAGGAAGAUAUCACCACCUUCGUCAAGGGCAAGAUACACAGACCUAGACGCUCGAGCCAAGAACGAGUGCUACUGUGCCACGUUCCGGUUGCCCGGGGACGAGCGCCUGGACGGCCACACAGGCUGCACCCUGUGGACCCCAUUCAACAAGCUGCACAUCCCUGGCCAGAUGUUUAUCUCCAGCAACUACAUCUGCUUUGCCAGCAAGGAAGAAGAUGCUUGCCACCUCAUCAUACCCCUGCGGGAGGUGACCAUUGUCGAAAAAGCUGAUAGCUCCAGUGUCCUGCCCAGCCCUCUGUCCAUUAGCACCAAGAGCAAAAUGACCUUCCUGUUUGCCAACCUGAAAGAUCGCGAUUUCUUGGUUCAGAGGAUCUCUGACUUCCUCCAGAAAAUGCCAUCCAAGACUCCAGGCAACAGCAGAGCGGGGAGGAAAGCCAGCAUUGUGGACUCAGCCCCAGAGUCUUCCCCAGCUCCUCAGGAGGUGUCAGAACAGCCUGCCAGCCCGACCUCACCCCUCGGUGGCCUCCAGAGGUCCCAUGCACAGGAGGCUCCAACCGCUUCCCAGGGCCUGCUCAAACUCUUCCAGAGAAACACGCCCAUGGAGGACCUGGGAGCCAAGGGGGCCAAGGAGAAGAUGAAAGAGGAGUCGUGGCACAUCCACUUUUUUGAGUACGGGCGUGGCAUGUGCAUGUACCGCACCGCCAGGACGCGGGAGCUGGUGCUGAAGGGCAUCCCCGAGAGCCUCCGGGGGGAGCUGUGGCUCCUCUUCUCUGGGGCCUGGAAUGAGAUGGUGACUCACCCUGGCUACUAUGCUGAGCUGGUGGAGAAGUCCACAGGGAAGUACAGCCUGGCCACGGAGGAGAUCGAACGAGACCUCCACCGCUCCAUGCCCGAGCACCCUGCCUUCCAGAAUGAGCUCGGGAUCGCUGCACUCCGCCGGGUGCUGACUGCCUACGCUUUCCGGAACCCCACCAUUGGCUACUGCCAGGCCAUGAACAUCGUCACCUCAGUGCUCCUGCUCUAUGGCAGCGAGGAGGAGGCAUUCUGGCUGCUGGUGGCCCUCUGUGAACGCAUGCUGCCUGACUACUACAACACAAGGGUGGUGGGGGCCCUGGUGGACCAAGGCAUCUUCGAAGAGCUCACGAGAGACUUCCUGCCCCAGCUGUCCGAGAAGAUGCAGGACCUGGGGGUGAUUCCCAGCAUCUCGCUCUCCUGGUUCCUGACCCUCUUCCUCAGCGUCAUGCCCUUUGAGAGUGCUGCGGUCAUUGUUGACUGCUUCUUCUAUGAGGGCAUCAAGGUGAUCCUGCAGGUGGCCUUGGCCAUCCUGGAUGCCAACAUGGAGCAGCUACUGGGCUGCAACGACGAGGGCGAGGCCAUGACCGUCCUGGGCAGAUACCUGGAUAAUGUGGUCAAUAAGCAGAGUGUCUCUCCUCCUAUCCCACACCUCCAUGCCCUGCUGACCAGUGGAGAUGACCCUCCUGAAGAGGUGGACAUCUUCGACCUCCUGAAGAUGUCAUAUGAGAAAUUCAGCAGCCUGAGGGCCGAGGACAUUGAACAGAUGCGGUUUAAACAGAGGCUGAAAGUGAUCCAGUCCUUGGAGGAUACGGCCAAGAGGAGUGUGGUCCGAGCUAUACCUGGGGACGUUGGUUUCUCAAUUGAAGAGCUGGAGGACCUUUACAUGGUGUUUAAGGCCAAGCAGCUGGCGAGUCAGUACUGGGGGAGCAGCCGCCCUGCAGCUGUGCGUCGGGACCCCAGCCUGCCCUACCUGGAGCAGUACCGCAUCGACACGAACCAGUUCCAGGAACUCUUUGCCAGCCUGACACCCUGGGCCUGUGGCUCCCACACACCCGUGCUGGCGGGGCGCAUGUUUCGGCUCCUGGAUGAAAAUAAGGACUCACUGAUCAAUUUCAAGGAGUUCGUGACAGGGAUGAGUAGGAUGUACCAUGGGGACCUGACAGAGAAGCUCAAGGUGCUCUACAAGCUGCACUUGCCUCCAGCCCUGAGCCCAGAGGAGGCUGAGUCAGCCCUGGAAGCGACCCAUUAUUUCACGGAGAACAGCUCCUCAGAAGCAUCUCCUCUGACCUCCGACCUGGAUCUUUUCCUGCCCUGGGAGGCUCAAGAAGCACUACAACAGGAAGAGCAAGAGGGAGCUGGAAAUGACAUUCAAGAAAAAAGAAGAGAGGAGAAGGGAACCAGCCCUCCCGAAUAUCGGCACUACCUUCGAAUGUGGGCCAAGGAGAAAGAGGUUCAGAAGGAGACGAUUAAGGAUCUUCCCAAGAUGAACCAGGAGCAGUUCAUAGAGCUGUGCAAGACGCUUUACAACAUGUUCAGCGAAGACCCCAUGGAGCAGGACUUGUACCACGCUAUCGCCACGGUGGCCAGCCUGCUGCUCCGCAUUGGGGAGGUGGGGAGGAGGUUCUCUGCAUGGUCUGGCAAAGAGUCCAGGGACAGUGCCCCUGAGGAGGGCGAACCGCCAGCCCCAGACCCCCCUCAAGACACGGCCCAGGAGCUUCAGCCGCCAGCUGCAGGGGACCCCCAGGCCAAAGCGGGUGGAGACACCCACCUUGGGAAAGCACUGCAGGAGAGCCAGGUGGUGGGUGAAGGGGGCGGCGGCGAGGGCCGGGGCUCCCCCUCCCAGCCUCUGUCUGAUGACGAAACCAAAGACGACAUGUCCAUGUCCUCGUACUCAGUGGUCAGCACGGGCUCCCUUCAGUGUGAGGACCUGGCUGAUGACACAGUGCUGGUGGGUGGGGAGGCCCACAGCCCCGUGGCCACCACUCACAGUGGGGGUGCCGUUGACACAGACUGGUGCAUCUCCUUCGAGCAGAUCCUGGCCUCCAUCCUGACGGAGUCCGUGCUGGUGAACUUCUUUGAGAAGAGGGUAGACAUUGGACUCAAGAUCAAGGACCAGAGGAAGGUGGAAAGACAGUUUAGCACCUCCAGUGACCAUGAGCAAUCUGCAGUUUUGGGCUGAGGGCUCCAAGGCCUGGGGGCUGGCCUCUCUCUCCUCCCUCCCUCCCAUUCUGUUUUCUCUUGAAGGACACACCCCUCCAGUUCUCCCCAGAAGCAGUGAGUUGUAAAUGGAAAGAAGGCUGGACAGUCACAGUUGGGGCCUAGACAGGGCCUCCCCACCCCCUCGUUCUGCCUUGGACCUCCUGGCCCCUGCAUAGUGUCAGGGGCUGUCUGAUCUGCCCUUGCUUGCCAGGCCACACCCUGUCCUCCACCUCCUCUUCUGCAGCUGCGUGCUCUAGGGGCUUUCCUGCCACUUGGCACCAGGUAGGGGGGUCGAGUGUCUACUGGGCACCAAAGUGGUGAGUACUUCAAGAUGCUCUCCAGAAGCCCCUGAGCCUGAGCUUCUGGCUGGGUGACACGGGCAGAAAGCAUCUGCUGCACCAGGGUGGGUGCCGCCUGCACAGGCGUUACUCUCAAUUCUCUUUCAGCUCGUCAUCCUCACCAUUAACCUUAAAAGCAUAUCCCUCAGGUCCUGAUAUAUUUCCUUGUAUUCAUUUCAGUUGGCUAAAAAUCACACUAUGCUCAAUGCCUUAAUAAAUCCCUGAAAGAA